This is a messenger RNA of Parascedosporium putredinis, 1119 nucleotides long. NCBI's taxonomy places the organism in Eukaryota, Fungi, Ascomycota, Sordariomycetes, Microascales, Microascaceae. The record is from the annotation of a GenBank genome assembly.
AUGGCAUCUCAAGCUCCUCAUACCGUGAAGUGGGGUAUCAUGGCCACUGGCUGGAUCGCGGAAGUCUUCUCCCGCGACCUCCUCACCAACCCAGCCGCCCGCUCCGUCCACGAUGUCGCCCACACCAUCACCGCCGUCGCCUCCCUUCAGGGCCCCUCGCGCGCCGCCGACUUCAUCAAGAAGAUUGACGGCCCGUCCUCCGCCACCACCUACGGCACCUACGCCGAGCUGGUCGCCGACCCCAACGUCGACAUCAUCUACAACGUGCUCUGCGAAAAGGCCCUGACCGUCACUGAGUCGCAGUCCCGCAAGCUCGUCGAGAAGGCUAGGGAGAAGAACGUCUUCUUCAUGGAGGCCGUGUGGACUCGGUACCAACCCUGGAGUGUCAAGAUCCGGGAGCUCGUCAAGAGUGGAGCCAUUGGCCAAGUUCACAGGGUCGUCGCCGACCUGUCCAUCGCCGAUGCCAAGGAUGACGGCAGCCUCACCUUCCCCGACACCCACCGCAUGAUCAACACCGACCUUGCCGGCGGUGCUCUCUUGGAUCUCGGCAUCUACUCCUUGACCUGGGUCUUCCAGAUCCUCUACCACCUCCAGCCCGAGGAGGAAAAGGAGGCCCCUCAAGUCCUGGCCGCCGUCACCAAGCACACCACCGGCGCCGACGACCUCACCUCCAUCAUCACCCACUUCCCCAAGCACAAGUCCACCGGCAUCGCCCUCACCUCCCUCCGCGUGGGCACCGACCCCGACGGCAACAACAGCGGCGGGCCCUCGAUCCGUAUCCAGGGUACCAAGGGCGAGAUCGCCGUCAUCGGACCGGCCUACAGGCCUGAAAAGUACCAAGUCAUCAAGAAGGGCAGCGCUGUGGAGACGUUUGACUGCGUCGUCCCCAAGGACGAGGCCCGUGACUGGGGCCACGGCAUGUUUUGGGAGGCUGAUGAGUGCGCUCGGUGCCUACGGGACGGCAAGAAGCAGAGCGACUCGAUGCCUUGGGAGGAGAGCGUUGUCAUCAUGAGGGUCAUGGAGGAGGCGCUCAAGGCCGGAGACGUCCAGUAUCCGGAGCUCAUCACCACGGAUGUCUUUGAUCCGCAGAGCCCGCUUAACCUGGGAACCAAGGCGUAG